Sinocyclocheilus rhinocerous is the source of this 853-nucleotide messenger RNA. RefSeq names its product general transcription factor IIH subunit 3-like. The transcript is spliced from 9 exons. Bases 126 to 761 code for a protein of 211 amino acids. NCBI's taxonomy places the organism in Eukaryota, Metazoa, Chordata, Actinopteri, Cypriniformes, Cyprinidae. Gene Ontology annotation, cellular component: transcription factor TFIIH core complex; transcription factor TFIIH holo complex. Gene Ontology annotation, biological process: nucleotide-excision repair; regulation of DNA-templated transcription. The record is from RefSeq and is a predicted model, not a curated record.
UGUUUAGUUGGUUCGCAAACCCUUCAGUGAAACCGCAGAAGAAGAGCUCGGCACAACUCGUAAUAACAUAUUGGAGAAAAAAAACAUACCAUACAUAGCGAUUUAGAGAUAAAGGAAUCGCAACAAUGGCCUCUGACGACGAGAUUAAUAUUCUGGUCAUUGUGGCAGAUGUCAGCCCUAUUGUGGGGCCAGCAAGCUCAACGGGAACCUCGGUUCACUCUUUCAACAUGCCUGGACUCUUUGAUGGUCCUGGCAAAUGCCCAUUUAGUGAUGUCAAGAACCAACAAACUAGCCCUCAUUGCAAAUCUCUAUCAAAACAGGUGAUAAAAGCUGCUGAGGAUUCGACAUUACAGUACAUGAACUUCGUGAAUGUGAUCUUUGCAGCACAGAAGAAGAAUAUCCUGAUUGAUGCGUGUGUGUUGGACACUGACUCAGGACUGCUGCAGCAGGCUUGUGACAUAACUGGAGGCUUGUAUCUCAGAAUUCCCCAGAAGAUCGCUCUCACACAGUAUUUGUUGUGGGUGUUUUUAGCAAAUGCAGACGAGCGAUCCCAGCUGUUAUUGCCUCCUCCGGUGCAUGUAGACUACAGGGCUGCUUGUUUCUGCCACCGGAACCUGAUUGAAAUUGGCUACGUCUGUUCAGUGUGCUUGUCAAUAUUCUGUAACUUCAGUCCAAUCUGCACAACAUGCGAGACUGCCUUUAAAAUGCCACUGCCUCAGAUGGCUAAAACAAAGAAGAAAAAAGUUAAAAGUGCAAACUGAUCCAGUCGAACCCCGUCAGAUCCAGGUUACCUCAUUAUUAAAUGUGUGUGCUGCACAUGCAAAAUCCCCAGAUAGUAUUUUGUUGAAUAGCA